CGGGGAUUGGUAUGGUUGGCCCCUCAAAACUAAUUUGGGCAGCAGAAAGUUUCUGAGAUGGCAAAACAAUUACCACCCAUGGCAACGGUCUCUGAUUCACCAGAAGAUAGUCCAAACCCUAAUCCACCACCAUCGCCGCCCAGCGAUUUCCCUUCUAAAAGCGAAUCGAAUGCUCCCGAACAAGUCACUCCAUGGAUGGAUUCCGCUGUGGAGCAAGCUCUUCUAUACCAGAAGAUCAUCGAACAGAACGUUAACGACGCUAUCAAAGCUUCUAGAUCUCGACUUUCAGAAAUUCGCUCCACCUCCUCAGCUCAUUUUAAUCUAACCAUUGAGUCACUUAAAGAUGUCAAAUCACAACUUGAUGUUUACGAGGAUUUGGCAUUCGGCAAAGUUAAAGAGGGGAUUAAUAUUGCAGCUUCGAAUCCAUUGAUCACCGGCGGUGCUGCUGUUGGCUUGGGAUUCCUGGUACUUAAAAGGCCAAGACAUUUACUGUAUUACAAGACUUUGCGUCUUUUUCAGAGCGAAGAGUCCUUGAUUUCCAAAGCUGAUAUUAGAGUAAAGGAACUGAGACAAUCAAUUGACCGUCUCAAGGCUGAAAGUGAGAAGUUAGAGCGAAGUGCAUCAGUAGCCGAAGACGAGCUGAUCCGUGGCCGGACAAAACUCAGGCAAGCGGGCAAGCAGAUCCGAAGUGUAAUUCAGUCAGCUUAUAAGAUUGAAAGACAAGCAGCAGGACUAAAAGAUACCCUUGGAGAACUUCCAAGCAGAGAAGCAUCUCGGUUUCGAUCGCAGGUUUCCAACCUUGCGUCUCAGGCAAAGCGAGAACGGAAUGUUUUGACAAAGGAGGUUUCAAAAAUUAGUAAUCAUGGAAUUGCAGUUUGAUGCAUCUCCUGUCCCUGCUAUUUUGUUAAGUUCACAUAUCACUGUUUUCAUCACUAACACAAGAUGUUUUGAGUGAAUACAUUUUGGGUGGAGGUUCUAUCAUUAUAUUCAAAUUUUAAUUGGAGCCUGAUGUUUACACGUCGGGGAACAUGUAUAAAAUAAACAAACUUCCUACAUGAAUUUUAGUAUUCCAUUUUUAGGGCCUUGGUUUCUGAACUUAGAAGGUCUCAAGGCCUCUUAGUUUGGUCCAAUCUAUGGAAAUAGAAUUGUAGUAAACCAGCACGAAUAUGUCAUUAACCCUAUGUCUGGGUUGUGAGAAAAAUAAAUUAUUAAUCACAAAGGGAAGCAAGUGAUAUAUUAUAGUUCUUUCAA
Molecule: messenger RNA, 1251 nt
Organism: Gossypium raimondii (Peruvian cotton)
Lineage: Eukaryota; Viridiplantae; Streptophyta; Magnoliopsida; Malvales; Malvaceae
Exons: 9
Coding region: 58-879 (273 amino acids)
Source: RefSeq, a predicted model, not a curated record